Messenger RNA from Durusdinium trenchii, 789 nucleotides. The record is from the annotation of a GenBank genome assembly. Lineage: Eukaryota; Dinophyceae; Suessiales; Symbiodiniaceae.
AUGCCCCCCAGUCACUGCGCUGUGGAUGCACAUAGGCAGGAAGCGGACCGCCUAGGGGCUCCUAAGCCCAAGGAUGGCAAUGACAUGAAGAUGACCUCAGAGAAGGAUCUGCAGGCCGCCUUCCAAAUGCUGGACAUCGACAAGGAUGGGAAGCUGACCACCCCACAGGCAAUCGACUUCCUCAUUUGCGCUGGCUGGUGCCUGCCAGAGGACGAGCUGCAAGAGGCCUUGGGCCAAGCCAAAAGGCCGUGGACACUCGAAGAGCUUGUGGAUGUGCUGAGGCAGCUGAAGGGCUCCAAGAAGGAGAAUCUUACUGCUGCAAAGCUGUCCCAGGCGCUGCUUAGCCUCUCCGACCACGAGAGUUUGGGUCUUCAUCAUUUGACUGAGGUGGUGUGCACCAGCCGCACGGCUGCGAUGACCCCCGAUGAGCUGGAAGACUUGCUUGAGGGCUUGGGUGUCUUUGACGAGAAUAUGGAUUGCCCUGCGCUUGCAAAGCGGAUCAUGGACUCAGUCUGUGAUCCACCUUCUGAACGAGCUCGGCUGCCCACAAGCAUCCAAAAGAACACGGAGCGCUGCCUUCACCACAGGGUAUCUCAUGCAAGAGGAGACCUGGACUCUAGAGACUGCCUUAGCACGGGUGAAGUCGGUGCGAAGCUUGGUGGAUAUGAACAUUGGAUUUCUGAAGCAGCUCUGCGACUGGGAGCGACAGCUAUCCCUGCCCAGCCCUUCAGUUCCUUUGGAUCAACAAGCCUGCGACGAUCUUUUGGAGAUGGAUUUGAUCACACCUGA